Messenger RNA from Choloepus didactylus (southern two-toed sloth), 3135 nucleotides. RefSeq names its product zinc finger protein 354A. NCBI's taxonomy places the organism in Eukaryota, Metazoa, Chordata, Mammalia, Pilosa, Megalonychidae. The record is from RefSeq and is a predicted model, not a curated record. Gene Ontology annotation, biological process: regulation of DNA-templated transcription. The transcript has 6 exons. Bases 587 to 2248 code for a protein of 553 amino acids. Gene Ontology annotation, molecular function: DNA-binding transcription factor activity, RNA polymerase II-specific; RNA polymerase II cis-regulatory region sequence-specific DNA binding.
GCCGCACCUACCCAGUCUCCUGCCCCGCCCCGGCCUGCCCGGCUCCGGGCGCCGGCGUUUGCCUCCGGGGCGAGCGGCUCCGGGGCGCGAGGUCGGCCCAGGCGUCCGCUCCCGCAGGGGUCGCGACCCGGGACGGCUAUCGCGGCCGGUGGUCCCGGGGCCUCCGCUGCGGCGUGAGGCCGCGGGUGAGGCCGGGCUCCCGGGAGUCCCCGCAGGCCUGGGGACGAGUCUUUUGGAGACUCAGCCCAUCCUCAGAGGAAAAGCCCAGAAAGAGGACAUGGCUACUGGACAGGGGGAAGGAAGCUCUCAGUGGUUAACACAGGGCCUGGAUCGUACUUUAUGCUGCUUGCUAUAUGUUCGUCGUUGGUUGAAUGUUCAUUAAAUAAGUGGACUGGAACUCUCAGAACCUUGAAUGAUCUCAGAAGCAUCUCGGGUGGCCUGCUGGCCCCCCUCCAGUGAUGCCUUCUUCACCCUGUGCGAUGGCUGAUCCUUGGUGUCCGUGACCUUCAAGGAUGUGGUUGUGCUCUUUACUCGGGAUGAAUGGAGAAAACUGGAUCCUUCUCAGAGAAACUUGUAUAAGAAUGUGAUGCUGGAGAACUAUAGGAACCUAAUCUCAGUGGGACUCCCAUUUUCCAAACCAAAAGUGAUCUCCUUGUUGCAGCGAGGAGAAGAGCCCUGGAAGGUAGAGAAAGAAAGUCCUGGAGGCUCCUCUCUAGGAUGGAAGAGCAGUCAUAAAACCACAAAGUCAACUCAAACACAAGACUCGUCAUUUCAGGGACUGGUAAUAACAAGAUCCAAAAGGAACAGACCCUGGGACUUUAAAUCAGAAAAUCCCUGUGUAUAUGAAAAUAGAUUAGAAAAACAGGAUAAAAAGGAAAAAAAUCUCACUAUAGAAAGAAGCCAUAGAAAUACUGAAUUUGACCAUAACUUAAGCCUAAAACCAGUCCCUGAUAGACGACAGAUUCUUCCUAGAGAAAAAACACUGCCAAAGUAUGAAAUACAAGGAAACAACUUCAAACAGAAUUCAAAUUUACUUAACCAACCAAAAAUCAACACAGCAGAGAAACGCUAUAAAUGUAGUAUGUGUGAGAAAACCUUCAUUAACAACUCAUCCCUUCGUAAACAUGAGAAAAACCAUAGUGGAGAGAAAUUAUUUAAAUGUAAAGAAUGUUUAAAAGCAUUCAACCAAAGUUCAGCUCUGAUUCAGCAUCAAAUAACUCAUACUGGAGAGAAACCCUAUGUAUGUAAAGAAUGUGGGAAGGCCUUCACUCUUAGUACUUCACUAUAUAAACAUUUAAGAACCCAUACUGUGGAAAAAUCCUAUAGAUGUAAAGAAUGUGGCAAAUCCUUCAGCCGAAGGUCAGGACUUUUUAUACAUCAAAAAAUUCAUGCUGGAGAAAAUCCCUAUAAAUAUAAUCCAGGUAGGAAGUCAUCUAGUUGCAACACAUCCCUUCCUGGAUGUCAGAGAAUUCAUUCCAGAAAGAAGUCCUAUUUGUGUAAUGAAUGUGGCAACACCUUUAAGUCUAGUUCAUCCCUUCGUUAUCAUCAGAGAAUUCACACUGGAGAGAAACCUUUUAAAUGUAGUGAAUGUGGGAGAGCCUUCAGUCAGAGUGCAUCUCUUAUUCAACAUGAAAGAAUUCACACUGGAGAAAAGCCCUAUAGAUGUAAUGAAUGUGGAAAAGGCUUCACUUCUAUUUCACGACUUAAUAGACACCGAAUAAUUCACACUGGUGAGAAGUUUUAUAGUUGUAAUGAAUGUGGUAAAGCCUUAAGUUCCCACUCAACACUUAUUAUUCAUGAGAGAAUUCAUACUGGAGAGAAGCCAUGUAAAUGUAAAGUGUGUGGAAAAGCCUUCAGACAAAGUUCAGCUCUCAUUCAACAUCAGAGAAUGCAUACUGGAGAAAGACCCUAUAAAUGCAGUGAGUGUGGGAAAACAUUCAGGUGUAACUCAUCCCUUAGUAAUCAUCAGAGAAUUCAUACUGGAGAGAAACCAUAUCGAUGCCUGGAAUGUGGCAUGUCUUUUGGUCAAAGUUCAGCUCUUAUUCAACAUCGCAGAAUUCAUACAGGAGAGAAACCCUUUAAAUGUAAUACAUGUGGGAAAACUUUUAGACAAAGUUCAUCACGUAUUGCACAUCAGAGAAUUCAUACUGGAGAGAAACCCUAUGAAUGUAAUACGUGUGGGAAACUUUUCAACCACAGGUCAUCUCUUACGAAUCAUUAUAAAAUUCAUAUUGAAGAGAACCCCUAGAAAGUAGAUUUCCAUGUGCAAAAGCCUUAAACCAAAGCUUAUCGGAGAAUGCAUACUUGUGAUGAUGUAAUAAAUGUAUUGGAUAUGAAAAAACUUAUCUAUAGGAAUUUAGUCCUCAUCAGAUAUUAAAUUCCAAGGCUAAACCUUGACUAUGUAAUAGAUAUGAGGAAAGCAUUCAUGUCUGUCAGACACUUAAAAUAACCUGAGAUGAAGAAUUCACAAGAGACAUUGACUUUGGGUGUUUGUAAAAUAAAGGUGUUUUUUUUUUUUUUUUUUUCCUCUCCCUUUCUAUAGCAGUAUACACUAGAUGUCAUAUGUGGUUGCCAUAAACAUCGGUGGGUGGGAAGGUUUGGGUUGGAUAUCACUAGAAAAACAUCAAACCUUAUAGACUGGUAAUAUAUUUUUUAUAACAUUUUAGUAGCAUACAAAAGGGUUGUUUAAAGAAACUAUACAUUUUUAGAGAAAAGGACCAAAUAAAAGAUAAAAAAUGAACUGUUAACUACCUCUCAGUCUCUGGGGUUUGUCCUUUUCUUUACCUGAUGUCAAACUUUGUGCAUGUAUUUCAAUAAAAAGAAAAAAAGAAAGGUCUGUUCUCUUCCUUUGUUCUUCUAAUAAUGAAUUAGGAAUUUUCUACCCAAGUCUUUAUUUUAUCAGAUUAUUGUCUGCACUGAAUUCAUUUAAUUAUGAAACUAUCUGCUAUAUAUUAUAAAUUUUCAUCUUGGGUAUAUUCAGUGGGAAAAAUGGGCAACACAUCAAUUGUAAACUAAAUGCUGUCUUCUAAUUGUCAGCAAAAAGGUCAGAAGAAGUUUAAUGAAUUUAACACCUGUAGCAAAGUCUUGAAAAUGACAUCAAUAUCAUGAAAUAAAAAGAAUGUGUUUUUUAAUUGA